Mycena indigotica is the source of this 969-nucleotide messenger RNA. RefSeq names its product Serine/threonine-protein phosphatase. Gene Ontology annotation, molecular function: protein serine/threonine phosphatase activity. Gene Ontology annotation, biological process: peptidyl-serine dephosphorylation; mitotic cell cycle. NCBI's taxonomy places the organism in Eukaryota, Fungi, Basidiomycota, Agaricomycetes, Agaricales, Mycenaceae. The record is from RefSeq and is a predicted model, not a curated record. Bases 1 to 969 code for a protein of 322 amino acids. Gene Ontology annotation, cellular component: cytosol. The transcript has 6 exons.
AUGGAACACGAGAUUGAUGCUUGGAUUGAACAGCUGAGCGCAUGCAAACAGUUGACAGAGGCCGAUGUUAAGAAGCUAUGCGACAAAGCCAGAGAAAUUCUAAUGGAGGAAUCAAAUGUUCAGCCUGUUCGCUGUCCAGUGACGGUUUGCGGUGACAUUCAUGGCCAAUUCCAUGACCUUUCAGAGCUUUUCCGUAUCGGCGGCAACUCGCCUGAUACCAACUAUCUCUUCAUGGGGGACUAUGUUGACCGUGGCUACUACUCUGUUGAGACAGUGACACUUCUUGUCGCUUUGAAGCUGCGCUACCGCGAUCGUGUCACCAUCUUGCGGGGAAACCAUGAGUCCCGACAGAUCACGCAAGUAUAUGGAUUCUACGACGAAUGUCUCCGCAAGUAUGGCAAUGCCAACGUUUGGCGGUUCUUCACCGACCUUUUCGACUUUUUACCUCUCACUGCCCUUAUUGAUAACCAAAUAUUCUGCCUCCACGGUGGUCUUUCGCCUUCCAUCGACACGCUUGACCAUGUCCGCUCUAUUGAUCGUGUCCAAGAAGUUCCUCAUGAAGGCCCUAUGUGUGACUUGCUGUGGUCCGACCCAGAUGACCGCUGUGGUUGGGGAAUCUCUCCGCGUGGUGCAGGAUAUACUUUCGGACAAGACAUUUCUGAAGCCUUCAAUCACAACAACGGUCUGACUCUGGUUGCUCGUGCCCACCAGCUUGUCAUGGAAGGCAAGUAUUCGUCGUUGUCGUCGUGGUCAAGCCUGUGUCUGACCUACUUCCUAGGUUACGCUUGGAGCCAAGACAGAAACGUGGUCACUAUUUUCAGCGCCCCCAACUACUGUUAUCGUUGCGGCAAUCAGGCAGCAAUCAUGGAAAUAGACGAAAAAUUAUCGUAUAGCUUCCUACAAUUCGACCCUGCUCCGCGAGCCGGAGAGCCACUUGUCUCACGACGUGUGCCGGAUUACUUCCUUUAA